Messenger RNA from Marmota flaviventris (yellow-bellied marmot), 1620 nucleotides. RefSeq names its product CDC42 effector protein 4 (gene Cdc42ep4). Lineage: Eukaryota; Metazoa; Chordata; Mammalia; Rodentia; Sciuridae. Gene Ontology annotation, molecular function: small GTPase binding. Gene Ontology annotation, cellular component: cytoskeleton; cytoplasm; plasma membrane. The record is from RefSeq and is a predicted model, not a curated record. Gene Ontology annotation, biological process: positive regulation of pseudopodium assembly; regulation of cell shape; Rho protein signal transduction.
GCCCGAGGGAAACCAGCGCCGGGGCUGACAUGGGCCGCCAGCCCGGCUGCCCAGCGGAGCCCACCGAGGGGAGCGCACAGCCGCGCCAACCCCACUCCCGGGGCUCUGGGGACCAAGCCCUAUGAUCUCCGCGUCCUCCCCUGCUCCACCUGCCGGACUUGGACUUCAGCCCUGACCUCCGGAGGGUGCGCCUCCUUCCCACCGGCAAGAUGCCCAUCCUCAAGCAACUGGUGUCCAGCUCCAUGCACUCCAAGCGCCGCUCCCGCCUGGACCUCACGGCUGAGAUGAUCAGCGCUCCGCUGGGUGACUUCCGUCACACCAUGCACGUGGGCCGGGCUGGGGACGCCUUUGGGGACACGUCCUUCCUCAACAGCAAGAAAGGUGAGCCCGACGGAGAGUCGCUGGACGAACAGGCCUCCACGUCAUCUUCCAAACGCAGCCUCCUGUCCCGGAAGUUCCGGGGCAGCAAGCGGUCUCAGUCGGUGACCCGGGGGGACCGGGAGCAGAGAGACAUGCUGGGCUCCCUGCGCGAGUCGGCACUCUUUGUCAAGAACGCCAUGUCCCUGCCCCAGCUCAAUGAGAAGGAUGCCGCGGAGAAGGGCUCCAGCAAGCUGCCCAAGAGCCUGUCGUCCAGCCCCGUGAAGAAGCUGGGUGCUGGAGAGGGCAGCGGGGAGGAGGCGGGCGCGGGGGACCUGGGUCCCCGGCGGAACGGGGCAGUGGCUGCCUACCCCCCUGACCCCCUGCUCGACGAGCAGGCCUUCGGGGACCUGACGGAUCUGCCCGUGGUGCCCAAGGCCAACUACGGGCUGAAGCACGCCGAGUCCAUCCUGUCCUUCCACAUCGACCUGGGGCCCUCCAUGCUGGGCGACGUGCUCAGCAUCAUGGACAAAGAGGAGUGGGACCCGGAGGAGAACGGGGGUGGCUACCGUGAAGAAGGAGGCCUCAGGGGCAUCGCUGAGGGUCCCCCGGUGGCCGAGGCGGCCCCUCCCCUGGUGAGGCAGGACGGCAAGGGCGGCCCAGACUUGCCCCCACUGCCCUCCCACGCUCUGGAGGACGAGGGGUGGGCGGCGGCUGCCCCCAGCCCCAGCUCGGCCCGCAGCGUGGGCAGCCACACCACGAGGGACAGCAGCUCCCUCUCCAGCUGCACGUCGGGCGUCCUGGAGGAGCGCAGCCCCGCCAUCAGGGGCCCAGACAGGGCCCGGGUCACCCUCCCCAGGCAGCCCGACAAGGAGCUGUCCUUCAUGGACGAGGAGGAGGAGGAGGACGAGAUCCGAGUGUGAGCCUGUGGGCAGGUCGCUGCUCCUGGGAGCUCUGGGGCUGUGUUUCUCUCUGCCCCCUGCCCCCUCCCCACUAUGACCUUUGACCUUACCAUGCCGGGGGCAACCAAGAGCCUCCCGUGAGGCCGUAGACCCUGGACCUCGUGGAUGAGGGGCACUGGCCGAGCCCUCGAGGACUGGGGGCGAAGGAGGCCCGGGGCCCACCGGAGGGGCUUGCCUGGCUUUGCAACGAGACCCCGCAGCUGCAGAGGCCCGCUGUGUUCUUGUAGCAGGAGUCAUUUUUCCUCUCCGCCUCCCUUUCCUCUAGCCUCAAAUGGAUGCCAGAUGUCAACCUGAGUUCCUG